Messenger RNA from Poecilia reticulata (guppy), 2124 nucleotides. The record is from RefSeq and is a predicted model, not a curated record. NCBI's taxonomy places the organism in Eukaryota, Metazoa, Chordata, Actinopteri, Cyprinodontiformes, Poeciliidae.
GGUUUUCCUCGUGAAGAAAAACAGCCGUUGGAGCGUUUACCUCCUCACUGUGUUCUACCUCCUUGUACUAUCAGUAAGCGGCCAUAUGUAAUUUGACCCAAUUCAUUCAUUCAUUGACUUUUCCACGUUAGCUUUGGUGUUUUAGCGUAGAAAGCAGCAUUUUUCUGCUAAGCUCCGUGACUCCCUCCGACGUUCCUCGGUGUAUGCCUCGGUGAGUGUCCGUAGCAGGCUGGGUGGUGACAGCAUAAUGAUCGAGCGACCAGAGACUGCUGUUCCGAGCAUCGCUCAGCGGAACUUGGAGGGGUAUGUGGGCUUCGCCAAUCUCCCCAACCAGGUGUAUCGGAAGUCCGUCAAGAGAGGGUUCGAGUUUACAUUAAUGGUUGUCGGUGAGUCUGGUCUCGGUAAAUCCACUCUCAUCAACUCUCUGUUCCUGACUGACCUGUACUCCAAGGAUUACCCUGGACCGUCGCAGCGCAUAAAGAAGACUGUGCAGGUAGAGCAGUCUAAAGUUUUGAUCAAGGAAGGCGGCGUCCAGCUGACGCUAACCAUCGUGGACACGCCGGGUUUUGGAGAUGCGGUGGACAACAGCAAUUGCUGGCAGCCCGUCAUAAAUUAUAUCGACAGCAAGUUUGAGGACUUCCUGAACGCAGAGUCGAGGGUGAACCGUAGAUCCAUGCCUGACAACAGAGUUCACUGCUGCCUGUAUUUCAUAGCGCCUUCUGGACACGGGAAAUUAUUUCAAUAUGGCCACCGUGUUUGUCUGGGCACCGUCGCACGAACGGAUGUUGGGGAAUGUUUGCACCUCCCUGUGUUACAGAUGAUGAGGCAGUCAGCCAAGGAAAAGAUGCCUUUGGCUGUGGUUGGCAGCAAUGUGGUUGUAGAGGUGAACGGCAAGAAGGUCAGAGGUCGCCAGUACCCAUGGGGCGUGGCAGAAGAGGGCAUUUUUGUGGAGAAUGGAGAGCACUGCGACUUCACGGUGCUGCGCAACAUGCUGAUCCGGACCCACAUGCAGGACCUGAAGGACGUCACCAACAACGUCCACUACGAGAACUAUCGCAGUAAGAAACUGGCCGCCGUCACCUGCAACGGUGUGGACACCUCAAAGGCCAAGGGACAACUCACAAAAAGUCCUCUGGCUCAGAUGGAGGAGGAGCGCAGGGAGCACGUGAUGAAGAUGAAGAAGAUGGAGGCAGAGAUGGAGCAGGUCUUUGAAAUGAAGGUUAAGGAGAAGAAGCAGAAGCUGAAGGAUUCAGAGGCUGAGCUGGAGAGGCGCCACGAGCAGAUGAAGAGGAACCUGGAGGCGCAGUACAAAGAGCUGGAGGAGAAGAGGCGAGUGUUUGAGGACGAGAAGGCCAACUGGGAAGCUCAGCAAAGAAUCCUGGAGCAGCAGAAACUGGACGCCUCCAAGACAAUGGAGAAGAACAAGAAGAAAGGAAAAAUCUUUUAAAGCCCGAGUCGGCCUCCCGGUUUGGUUUCAAGCUCUUCUUCCUCUCCAUCUCCUCUGAAGUCUUCGUGUCAUGUGGGCCUGAGACCGCACACUCAGUCAGAAAUCAGCUUCAACCUCCUCAUAUCACACGACACACAAGCAGAGACUCGCCUCUGCAGCGCUUCUGGUUCUCAUGAGGAAUGCAUGUUUGCGCUUUUCUAUUUUCCCAUAUUUCUUGACAAAGAGGGGACUUCCUCGGAGUUGACGCGUGGCAGGGACCGUGCAUAGCCAUUUGUAAAUGUGUAGUUGUUCACAGGUCUGCAGAUGAGCGAACGGUUUCCUUUAACUGUUGUGAAUUUGACAUCUUAAGAACUCGCUGAGCGAUUUGCAGCGAGGUCAGGUAGAUGUGGCUCAGAGAAAUGCUCCAUCAGGACCUGCUUCCUCCAGCUGCAGACAGACUAGUUAGCCAAGAUGUUUAACCUUCAGCUCAUGUCUGCUACAACAUCUCCAUCUGCCUCAGGAUUUUACUUCUUUCGAAGAAAAGAGUAGCUAAAACUAGGAAAAUAUGAUUCUAUAACGGUAUCUGAGUUUUAAAACGUAUGUUGACAAAAGAUUCCCCCCCAAAAUAACCUUUUUUUUUUUUCUUGUUAAAAAUGUCUUCUGUUAACAAACGCAAAGAUCACAUUUAAAUGAAAUAU